AUAGAUAUGGUUCUGACUAGAUGGCUGAUAAGCGGAUUCCGCUCGGAUUCAGGCUUUUUGGGCGGCGCAACGACGACUCUGACGUCGAAAUAAGCUCCUCCCAUGAGGCGGCAAAAGAUUAAAGAAUGGGCAAACUCUCCCUAUAAAUGGCUCUGUGGCAGAGAUACAGUUGGCGACAUCUGUCGUUAGGCACGUCGGCGGCUACACGCGACAGCUGCCGAUCAGCACGUGCAAAUAUUAAAAGAUUGGCUCAUGGCCAUCUUUUGCUUUGACGAAGUACAAGACGAAAGAAGACGAUUUUCCUGGCCAAUCUCCCUUUAGUGGCUCACGGCCAUCAUCUCCUCGGAUGAAGAAGAAGAAGACGAUUUUCUCGUGCGGUUCUGUUCUUGUGUCAUCGGACGAAAAAGGCAGGAGCGUCGGUCAUGGACGGUUCUAAAGACGGCGGGAAGGAUGGAUCCAAGCCCAGGAAGAGAUCUAUGUUCAUAUUGGAAAAUGAGGAUGAGGAGGACGAGCACGAAAGCGUUCCAGUCAAGUUUCAGAUAGCUCGCAGGGACAGCAUCGGCUUAAAAGGGAAAGACAAAAAGCCCAAAGAUGGGAAGCCAAAGGAGGAUGAGGACAAAGGUGAUAAGGGUGCUGAUAAGGGAAGUGACAAGAAAGAUGAUCACACGGGGGAAAAGAAAAAGGAAGAGAAGAGUAGCGAAAAAAAAGAAGUAAAAAAAGGCACGGACGACACGCUUGCAUUAGGGAAAGGCCCCAAAUUCGCGGGUGUGAAAGAGGACACAGAGAAGAAGGAAAAAGUAGAGGGAAAAAGUGGUGGAGAAAAGACGAAGAGCGAAGACCACGUGGAUCACAAAGAUGCCAGUAAAGGAGAUAAAGGCGACGCCAAGAAAGACAAAAGUCCUCAGCCUGCUUCGAUCCCCGUCAAGAAGCCCGAUGACACCGGCGGCGAAAAGAAAGCGGGGAAAGGUGAAGACGAAAAAGGGGCCAUUAAAGAGAGCAAAAGUGACGCCAAGAAAGACAAGGGAGCCGGCAAGAGCCCCCAACCUGCUUUGAUCCAUAUGGACAAGCAACACGAGACCAGCAGCGAAAAGAAGGCGGGCAAAGGCGAGGAGGAAACAAGUGCGUCCAAACACGAUAAGAGCGACAGUAAGAAAGACGAGGGAGCCGGCAAGAGUCCGGAACCAGCUUCCAAGGGUGCAGGCAAACAGCAGGAGACUUCCGGCGAAAAGAAAGCCAGCAAAAGCGAAGGUGAAACAGCGCCCCCGAAGAAACGAGCUAAGAGCAUCGACGAAAGGAGAGACAGCGAGGUAGUGCAUAGCCUGAUCAAGAUGAUUGAAUCGCCAUCCCCGAAGCCCAAACGGGCAGAGUCGAAAACGAGCACCAGAAUAUCAACGAACGAACCAUCGACGGAGCACGAAAUAACAGCACGAACUCACAUCUCUAGAACUCCAUCGAUCAGGACGGUUUCACCUGCAGCAUCUCCUCCGGUUCCAGUAACACAACCAUCAACACCUGGAAAGCGCAGCGCCUCACCGUUUUCCAAAGUAACGGCUCUCAUCAACAAAAACUACUAUCGCAGUGUAUCGGGUUCAUUGGGUUUACUGGAGAUCCUCGGAGCCGGCGCUAUCCUGCUGGCCCUGAGCCUACGCGACUGUUACUGGGACGCCUAUAUGCUGCUCUACAGCCUGGCCACCACGUACGGCACUCUGGGCUGCAUGUUCUUCGUAAAUGGGAUGGCAUCCGGAUCCCGUGCUAACGGCGUAACCGGGGAUGUUUUCGAAGAGCUGCCCUUCCUGGUUGCCGCGCAGUACUACUGCGCCGGAUACCUGCUUUUUCUACUCGUCGGAAUCGUUGCCCUGGUGAAGUCGCACGAAGAUUUCUAUGCCGUCGUCGCGGGCACAGUGGCCAUAAUCGAAGCCAUGGCCCUCUUAGCUCACGGCAUUUACAGUGUGCGCCACAGUUAGAGCGCUAUAUGCGAAACGUGCGGGAUCUAGGAGAACGUCACUCCCCAUACUAUACGUUGACGGUUCCACCCUACAAUGGAGUCUCCUCACUGAUAAUUAUCGUUUCCUUGUUACGAGCUAAACGGGUCAGUGCUAGCUGUGGUGUCCUGUCCUGGAGGUGGUUCGAUUUAAACAAAUGCGCUAAGAUUUCGUAAAUUUUAGCGCCGGUUUCUAGUAGUAUAUAACAUUUAAUUGCGGCGUAGUGCAAGCGAACGAUGCGUUUUGUAAAUGUAUAGAAUAUAUUUGUGUAUAUUUGA
This is a messenger RNA of Ornithodoros turicata, 2260 nucleotides long. Its product is annotated as cylicin-2-like. The transcript has 3 exons. The record is from RefSeq and is a predicted model, not a curated record. The coding region runs from base 423 to 1964 and encodes 513 amino acids. NCBI's taxonomy places the organism in Eukaryota, Metazoa, Arthropoda, Arachnida, Ixodida, Argasidae.